UCUUUGAAAAUGAAAUCAGAGUGGAAACCAACAAUUUGACUAGAUUAGUUUAAUUAAAUGGCUUCUGCCCUGUUGAAUUUGUUUUCACAUGAGUUAACAUCACUCCACAUUAUAUCAUAUCACACAAGGCAGUUUCUACCUAGCACCAACCACCUAAUUAUUACACUGAAAAACUCCAGGAAAAUUUCACAGAUUUAAUUUUAAACAGAAUCUAAUUUCCUGUUUCUCUGUGUUCUAGCAUUUCAUUUAAGCUAGAUAGGAAAUGUUCACAAACAUGUCUCAGUUUCAGAAUUAGAGUCCUGGGCAAAACUUCCAUUUAUUGUACUGAUCCUCACAGAAGAUGAUUCCUCAAUGGAACACAAUCUUUACAACAGAAAGCCUCCAAAACUUUACCCAGUAUUUCCCCUAGAUUUUGUUUUCCUAACUCUGGCCACCCCCUAGGAACUGGAUGAGUUGCAAAGGUUGGAAAGAGGAUGCACUCCAGAGAACACUUGAAGAAGCCACUGAGACUACGUGGGAAGAGACAUGGAUUUUUGGAGUAAUCCCUGAGAGGAAACAUAGAUUAAAUACAGCUUCACUAGUUAAAUGUCUCAGCAAAUUACUAGAAAGUAAGCACCUGGAGCCUCUAGAAAUUAAGGCAGUCCAAUGAACCACAGAGUGCUUUCACCUGAAGUUUUCCUCAACAGAGCCAAUGAGAAGAUGCCUUUAUGUUCAACAUUAUGGUGCCCAUCACUCUCUCCAAGCUGAGCCAGGAUAUCCAUCAUGCAUGAAAGAGAAAAAAGGACUAAUUGUCCACAUUACAACCACUGUUGUGAUAUACUGCAGAGUGCCUUUUACUUUAUAAUUCUGAUUAGUCAUCGUUCCUCAGUAGUAGAAGAGUGCAAAUGUUCCAUAUUUGAACACUUAAUAUUCAUUGGGUGAAAAGUGAAACACCCUCUGUGAAACCUAUCUGUAAAAUGAACAGUUAAAAUAGAUCAUCUGUACCAUUUCCCCCCCCAAUUCUAUGUCUUUUACUAUUAGGGACCAUCCUUCUGAAAUCUCACUUUCCAGGAGUAACCAGGCAGUAAGCCCUUCUCUCAGACUACCUGGGAAGACUGUAUACCAAGUGAGGAACAUUUAGAAGAAGACUAUUUAAUCAAGCUAUCAUUCUUGAGAUUUAAGACCCAUGAACAGGUCAGCAACAUACGUUGUGACUGAGUUUGUUCUCCUCGGAUUCCCUGGUUGCUGGGAGAUACAGAUUUUCCUCUUCUCAUUGUUUUUGACAAUUUACAUCUUGACCUUGCUGGGGAAUGGAGCUAUUAUCUGUGCAGUGAGAUGGGACCCACGACUACACACCCCCAUGUACUUCCUGUUGGAAAACUUUGCCUUCCUUGAGAUCUGGUAUGUUUCCUCCACCGUUCCUAACAUGCUAACCAACAUUCUCUCCAAAACCAAGGCCAUCUCAUUUUCUGGUUGCUUCCUCCAGUUCUAUUUCUUCUCUUCCCUCGGCACAACAGAAUGUCUCUUCCUGGCAAUAAUGGCUUAUGAUCGAUACCUGGCCAUCUGCCACCCACUGCACUACCCCACCAUCAUGACUGGGAAGUUCUGUGGAAUGCUGGUGUCUCUAUGCUGGCUCAUUGGGUUCCUUAGCUACCCAAUCCCCAUUUUCUUUAUCUCCCAACUCCCCUUCUGUGCAUCCAAUGUCAUUGAUCACUUCCUGUGUGACAUGGACCCACUGAUGGCUCUGUCCUGUGCUCCAGCACCCAUUACUGAACUUAUUUUCAAUAUUCAGAGCUCCCUUUUCCUUUUCCUCACUAUUCUAUAUAUUCUUCUAUCCUACACUCUGCUGCUCAAAGCUGUUUUUCAGGUCCCUUCUGCAGCUGUCCGGAAAAAGGCCUUUUUCACCUGUGGUUCUCAUUUAGCUGUGGUGUCUCUUUUCUAUGGAACAGUCAUGGUAAUGUAUGUGAGCCCUACCUAUGGUAUGCCAACUUUGAUGCAGAAGAUUCUCACACUGGUAUAUUCAAUAAUGACUCCUCUCUUUAAUCCCCUGAUCUAUAGUCUUCGUAAUAAGGACAUGAAACUUGCUCUGAGAAAUCUCCUGUUAAGCAUGAGAAUUAGUCAUAAUUCAUGAGCCAGAAAUGUGCCUUACUUCCAAGCUCUAAUAAAUAAUAAUUUGGAGAUGUAUAAGUUCCUUCCAUGAUCUUUUAGUCCUUAUUUUGAGGACAAAAAUACCUAU
Molecule: messenger RNA, 2215 nt
Organism: Phyllostomus discolor (pale spear-nosed bat)
Lineage: Eukaryota; Metazoa; Chordata; Mammalia; Chiroptera; Phyllostomidae
Product: olfactory receptor 11H4
Exons: 2
Coding region: 1166-2110 (314 amino acids)
Biological process (GO): G protein-coupled receptor signaling pathway
Cellular component (GO): membrane
Molecular function (GO): olfactory receptor activity; G protein-coupled receptor activity
Source: RefSeq, a predicted model, not a curated record